This is a messenger RNA of Cricetulus griseus (Chinese hamster), 7804 nucleotides long. The record is from RefSeq and is a predicted model, not a curated record. NCBI's taxonomy places the organism in Eukaryota, Metazoa, Chordata, Mammalia, Rodentia, Cricetidae.
GGUUUGUAUAUAAAUUCUCUUUAGUUCUUGGUAACUAUACUAGUUAGUUAGCCAGCUGUAUCUGAGGACUUAGAAGGACACUUACUUCAUCAGCACUAGUAUAACUGUUGGACCAGUGUUUGCUAGGUUCCUCAUAACAUGUUGUGGAGUGUUGCAGUUCUGUUUCUUUUGAUAGAGAGAGGUUGCUCAAUGCCUUUUCUGGGACCAGACUAACUGGGUCUGUGUUCUUACACUGCCUGUUACUACUGUGAUAUUCCUAGACUUUUUUCCUGCAGAGUCUGUUUCUAUUUACCACCUGCACAUAGGGGUACAACAGGCUUAAAGAGACAGUUCCACCCUGUUCUAGCUUGGUGAGUCAAUGAGUUUGAUCAGAGCUACUUAGCAUGAGUUCCAGGAGCAUGAGCGACUUACAGGCAGCUACACCACCAAGGAAGAAUGUUUCUGUUAGCUUGUUGGUUUGGGGUAUGAGUGUGUGCUGGAGUUUUAAACUGCCUGUAUAUUCUUGGGGAGGAAUGGGCCCAUGGCCUGUCCCUUAUGAGCCUUUCAAGCCUUACAGCUCUUCCUAAUGAGGGAUGCUGGUGGCCCAACCUUGUGAAGAACUCAUAUGAUAAUCACAGCUGCUUUGAUACCAAGACGCCCAAAGGAACAGAGUCCCACAGCAUGUAGAAGCUGGGCUUUGCAUCUCUGGAACUCAGCUUCGUCAUUCUUUCAAGAUUUAUCUCAAGGAAGACCUGAGUUACUGACAGUAACUCAGUAGUGGAUGUUGGGUCAGGAUGCACCCACUAGGCCUGUGUAAUAACAAUGAUGAAGAGGACUUGUAUGAAUAUGGCUGGGUAGGAGUGGUGAAGCUCGAACAGCCAGAAUUGGAUCCCAAACCAUGUCUCACUGUCCUGGGCAAGGCCAAGAGAGCAGUUCAGCGGGGAGCCACUGCAGUUAUCUUUGAUGUAUCUGAAAACCCAGAAGCCAUUGACCAGUUAAACCAAGGCUCAGAAGACCCUCUUAAGAGGCCAGUGGUAUAUGUGAAGGGUGCAGACGCCAUCAAGCUGAUGAACAUUGUCAACAAGCAGAAAGUAGCACGAGCAAGGAUCCAGCAUCUCCCUCCUCGACAACCCACUGAGUACUUUGACAUGGGGAUUUUCCUGGCUUUCUUCGUCGUCGUAUCCCUGGUCUGCCUCAUUCUCCUUGUCAAAAUCAAGCUGAAGCAGCGUCGUAGUCAGAAUUCCAUGAACAGGCUGGCUGUGCAGGCUCUGGAGAAGAUGGAAACCAGAAAGUUCAACUCCAAGAGCAAAGGGCGCCGGGAAGGAAGCUGCGGGGCCCUGGAUACACUUAGCAGUGGCUCCACAUCUGACUGUGCCAUCUGUCUGGAGAAGUACAUUGAUGGAGAGGAGCUUCGGGUCAUCCCCUGUACCCAUCGGUUCCACAGGAAAUGUGUAGAUCCAUGGCUGCUGCAGCACCACACCUGCCCCCACUGUCGGCACAAUAUCAUAGAACAAAAGGGAAACCCGGGUGCUGUUUGUGUGGAGACCAGCAAUCUUACACGUGGUCGGCAGCCAAGAGUGACCCUGCCAGUACAUUACCCAGGCCGUGUGCAUAGGACCAAUGCCAUCCCAGCCUACCCUACCAGGACAAGUAUGGACUCCCAUGGCAAUCCUGUCACACUGCUGACCAUGGACCGGCACGGGGAGCAGAACCUCUAUUCUCCACAGACCCCCACCUACAUCCGUGGCUACCCACCCCUGCACCUGGACCAUACUCUGGCCCCUCAUCGCUGCAGCCUGGAACACCGGGCCUACUCACCAGCCCAUCCCUUCCGCAGGCCCAAGUUCAGUGGCCGAAGCUUCUCCAAGGCAGCUUGCUUCUCCCAGUAUGAGACCAUGUACCAACACUACUACUUCCAGGGUCUCAGCUACCCAGAGCAGGAGGGCCAGCCAAUACCCAGCCUCACACCCAGGGGCCCAUCCCGUGCCUUCCCACCAAGUGGUGGCAGUAGCCUGCUCUUCCCUACUGUGGUGCACAUGGCCCCUCCCACCCACGUAGAGAGCGGCAGCACCUCCAGCUUCAGCUGCUACCAUGGGCACCGCUCUGUGUGCAGUGGCUAUCUGGCAGACUGUCCAGGCAGUGAUAGUAGCAGCAACAGCUCUGGCCAGUGCCGCUGCUCUUCCAGUGACUCCGUGGUGGACUGCACAGAAGUCAGCAACCAAGGUGUGUAUGGAAGCUGUUCCACCUUCCGCAGCUCCCUCAGCAGCGACUACGACCCCUUCAUCUACCGCAGCCGGGGACCCGCUGUACACCUUGAAGGCUCCCCACCACCAGAGGAGCUCCCAGCAGCACACAGUCAAGGUGCUGGGCGGGGUGAGCCAUGGCUAGGCCCUGCCUCUCCCUCAGGGGACCAGCUGUCCACCUGCAGCCUGGAGAUGAACUACAGCAGCAACUCCUCGCUGGAACCCAGAGGGCCCAACAGCUCUACCUCAGAAGUGGGGCUCGAGGUUUCUCCUGGGGCCGCCCUGGACCUCAGGAGGACCUGGAAAGGGGGCCCAGAGGGACCAUCAUGUGGUUGCUGCUUCGAUCCCCAGCCCUCUUCCCUGGGCCAUGGGACUGGAGCAGCUGCUGGUGGCAGCACCUUAUUCCUGGGUCCCCGGCUCCGUGAGGACUGCAACCCUACAAGUGGGGAGCCACAACCAGGGAGCUCCCAGGGCCUGUAUGGCCUUCACUCAGACCAUUUUCCCAGGACAGAUGGGGUGAAAUAUGAGGGCCUGCCCUGCUGCUUCUAUGAAGAGAAGCAGGUGGCCCACAGUGCUGGCAGGGGCAAUGGCUGCUACACUGAAGACUAUUCGGUGAGUGUGCAGUACACACUCACUGAGGAACCCCCACCCAGCUGCUAUGCAGGGGCCCGGGACCUGAGCCAGCGCAUCCCCAUUAUUCCAGAGGAUGUAGAUUGUGACUUGGGCUUGCCUCAAGACUGCCAAGGGAUGCACAGCCACAGUUCCUGGGGUGGGAUGCUGGGCUUGGACGUCUCCCGACUCCACUGGAGUCUGGGGACAACCCGGGAAGAGGAACAGGCUCCAUGCUGCCAAGCGGAGGUGCCACUGCAGCCUGGCUGCUCUCCAGAGGAGGCAGAUGCUUCCAGGGCUAGCCUCUCCAUUGCCCCCCAGGACACUCAGGAGUCCCAUGCCCUGGCUGCUGAGGCUUCAGAGUGUUUCACAGCCAAUGGUGCAGAUUAUAGGGGAACACAGAGCUGGACAGCACUGCAAGGUGGGAAGCCAUGUCUGUUCUGGAACGAGACAUUCCAGCAUCCAUACAACACGCUGAAAUACCCCAACGGGGAAGCUGGUCUGGGUGAACAUAACUAUUGCAGAAAUCCAGAUGGAGACGUGAGCCCCUGGUGCUAUGUGGCGGAGCAUGAGGACGGUGUCUACUGGAAGUACUGUGAUAUUCCUGCCUGCCAGAUGCCUGGAAACCUUGGCUGCUACAAGGAUCAUGGAAACCCACCUCCUCUCACGGGCACCAGUAAAACGUCCAACAAGCUUACCAUACAAACCUGUAUCAGCUUUUGUCGGAGUCAGAGGUUCAAGUUUGCUGGGAUGGAGUCAGGCUACGCAUGCUUCUGUGGGAACAACCCUGACUACUGGAAGCACGGAGAGGCAGCCAGCACCGAGUGCAACAGUGUCUGCUUUGGGGACCACACACAGCCCUGUGGUGGGGACGGCAGGAUUAUCCUCUUUGACACUCUCGUGGGCGCCUGCGGUGGAAACUACUCAGCCAUGGCAGCUGUGGUCUACUCCCCUGACUUCCCUGAUACCUACGCCACUGGGCGAGUCUGCUACUGGACUAUCCGGGUUCCAGGAGCCUCUCACAUCCAUUUCAACUUCACCUUAUUUGAUAUCAGGGAUUCUGCAGACAUGGUGGAGCUGCUGGAUGGCUACACCCACCGUGUCCUAGUCCGUUUCAAUGGAAGGAACCGCCCACCUUUGUCCUUUAAUGUCUCCCUGGAUUUUGUCAUUUUGUAUUUCUUCUCUGAUCGCAUCAAUCAGGCCCAGGGAUUUGCUGUCUUAUACCAAGCCACCAAGGAAGAACCACCACAGGAGAGGCCUGCUGUCAACCAGACACUGGCGGAAGUGAUCACCGAACAAGCCAACCUCAGCAUCAGCGCUGCCCACUCUUCCAAAGUCCUCUAUGUCAUCACCACCAGCCCCAACCACCCACCACAGACCGUCCCAGGUAGCCAUUCCUGGGCACCAUCAGUUGGGGCCAGCGGCCACAGAGUGGAAGGAUGGACCGUAUAUGGCCUAGCAACCCUCCUCAUCCUCACAGUCACAGCCAUCGUUGCAAAGAUCCUUCUGCAUGUCACAUUUAAGUCUCAUCGUGUUCCUGCUUCUGGAGACCUUAGGGACUGUCGUCAACCAGGGGCUUCUGGGGAGAUCUGGACCAUUUUCUAUGAACCUUCCACUACAAUCUCCAUCUUUAAGAAGAAGCUCAAGGGCCAGAGCCAACAAGAUGACCGGAAUCCCCUCGUGAGUGACUAAAACCUCACCGAACCCAGACAGGAGGCUCCUCUCUGAGCUCAAGGCUGCUGGGGUCCCUUCCCCCAUAGCCUCUCCAUUCACCUAAAGUCUCAUGGGGCCACCCUUCUGCAGACUUGGAAGGGGCACCCUGUUGCCAGGGCAUAGUAGCCUGGAGUCCUCCUCCAUCACUUGCACUUAAGCUAUGCCCAGCCUGCAACUCUGUCCCCACUGGGAUUGCUAAAACUGGGCUGAGCUGAUAGGACACAGCUGGGCCUGAUUCUAGACGACCAUUGGGUGGUGGGUAGUUUAGUGUGUGAUGAGUUUUUCUUGCUUCUUCUCUAUUUUAUCCACGUAUGGAUCGGUUUCCCCUGGUCUUUACACGUUGGAACUGAGCCAGACUGAAGAAAUUCUCGGGUUUUCUUGAAGGCUGGCCUAGUUCCCUGCCAAGUGUGGUCUCCUGGAGUUAGCACCUAAAAGUGGACAGAGACCCAGUGCUCUGUACUGGCCCUGUAACUUUCUCUCUGAUUCCGACUAAGAUGUGCCUCAUCUAGUCGGAGGGGACUGAGAACAGGGUCACAGUAGAUGUCUUCUUUCUAGAGGAUUCACUGACCUGCAGGACAAGCCUGAGGAUUGAGCAUAAAAAGUCCAUCUGUUUGUCCAUGGAGCAGACACUGUAAACUUCCUGUAUACUAGACUUACCUAGCCUGCCCCAAACAGUUCACAGUCCUGUGGAAUCUGAGCUCAGCCAACUCCUAGUUCAGAACCAGGAGUUUAAAGGAUAUAGCAUAGUGUUGGGGCUGUAGCUCAGUGCUAGAGAGCCACCUUGCACACAUGAGGCCCUAGGGUCAAUGCCAGUACUGCCAAAAGAGGGAGAAAGACUGUAGGCAGCAUCCCAUUAUAAGACAGCAGACAUGUGGUGCCUGCAGGGGGUGUCUAUCAUUUUAAAAGAAGAUCAAAACUGCCAAAAGCUAUGUCCUUUGUCCCUUAUAAUGGGGACACAGUAGUUAAGAAUAAGGGCUCUUGUCCUGCCCCAUCACUUUGUCCUGUAGACAGGCACGCAGACUACAGAAGUUGGCAAAAGGAAAAGGCAGGGCUUGGGAACUGGAGAUCUUCCCAGGAGAGGCUGGAAGAUUGAGGGUCCCAGCUGCAGUGGCUGCCAGGCAUGAAAGGAAGGGCCAUCCCUGAUGGAGAAGUCCGGCAGUCUGGAAGUGGCCUUUGUCAGUAGCAGCCAAGAGGAACAGCCUAUGCCCUGAAGGUGGACCUUGGUCAGCGUGUGGCUCUCCUGCCAGCACUUGUGCUUGUGGGCCUCUGAUCUUCUGGGUACCCUCAUAGAGCACUAUGCUUACCUCCCCUGCAUCUCUAAGCCACUGUCACUGAAGCCUUUUGUAGGGUUCGGGUAACCCAUCAGUAGCUGGCUGCUCCCAGGACAGAAGACUGACUAUAUGGGACCAUUGGGGAGCAUCCUCAGGGAGAAGCAGUGACCAGAGCUGAUAGGAGGAGGAAAACCGUGUCUCUAUAGUGGGCCAGGGGUGCUGGCCAGCUCCUGUUGGAGGCAGGUGGGGGUGCAGAGCUGCUGCGGGUCAUCUUCACUUUGAUCUGGGAAAGCUGCAGGUCUUGGGUCUGAAGACAGACUCACCACACACAGACCACUGGAAACAGACCAACAGGAGCAGGUUCCACUCCAGGCUGUUCCUAAUGCUUGUGGGAUCCCCUCUGAAAGCAAGUGAGUCACAGAGCACCAUGUACAUGGCACAAAGAGGAUGUAGGCUCUCCUAGGGAAGGUUCAGCUGGCCAGGACAUUUGUUUAGCUCUGAUCACUGGCCCCAGGCUUCCUUCAGGCCACUACUCAUGGGCCUCUUCACAUCUCAAACACAGGAAGCCAUACCCCAGUGGUGGCAGCUACAACUCAGCUGCCCUUUAUUGGCUUCCCCAGGAAGGACAAGGGACGUGCCCACACUCCUUUUGCUGCUGGCCUGGGCACAGCCCAGCAUUCCAGCACCCACUUCCUCUCUGGGGAGCAGUCCCAGGAAACACCAACCCACCUUACAACAGCGUGAGGCAGUGUAAAGGGCUUAAAUCACCCAGGCCAAACCUCCAAAAAUGACAGCCACAGUCCAUUAGAGCCUGCCAGUGGCAUGUGUACCAGUUGGCUGGUACACACUGAGGUGGGUGGUCCUGAGAGCUGAGUGUUCUGGGGGAGGGGGCUUUUGAGUUGAGGAGGGUGGAGGUUGCCUGAGGAGAACAGCAACACAAAAGACUAUGCAUGACCUUGGAGACAUUAGGUGUAGGCACAGGCGCCUGUGUUCUUCCCCACUGGUCUCACUGCUUAGAAAGUAGAGACAGUAGAAAGAAGCCUGUGUCUCCCCCACAUCAGCAAGGAUGGGGCUGAGGCCGCCUGGAGAGAGCAAGACUUCUCAAAAUGUGGGCUCCGGCUUCAGGCCUCAGCCAAAAGCUCCCAAAGAUCAAAGCUUUGGCAGGUACAGCUGUUGUGGCUCCUGAGCCAGACCAUGGGAUGUGCCUGGGCCAGAUGCCACCCCAUGUCCCAGUGUCAGCCCAGGCAGGACCCCACCUGACCCUCCUCAUCAGCCGCUGGUCUGACACCAGCAGAGCUUGCAGAGCUGUUGCCAACCCCCAGGGACAGUCCAUCCUUAACCUUCAAAAGCACUUAGAGCGGAUGGCCUCCCAGACUCUGUCCACCUAUCUGCAGGACCCAGACUAGGUCUCCCAGACCAGCUCCUCGCUCCACAGUUCUCCAUGGUUACCUCCGGGGCUCCUCUGGGGUUUGGAAUCUCCUGCUUGGUGUUUGACAUCUGCUUCGGGUACUGCCUGGGGAACUGUUAACCCUUCCCGUGCCUUUGUUUACUGUCCUCACCCUACCUCCAGGCCACUUUCAGCCUAGCUGCUCUGGUAUGAGUGUGGGGAGACUUGUCAGACCUGCCAGCCACACCCCACCCUGUCUGCCAACAGAACCUGGGGGCUUCACACAGGCUCUUGUCUUGCCAUGUUGGAGCUGAGCACACUGGCUGAGGCUGGGGGAGGGUGAGGGGGGCAGGAGACAGUGGGAGGUGUCAGAGGGACAUAUGCAAGGAAUCCUUUCCUGCCUGCACAGGGAGCUGCCAUCCCUGCCGCCCUCGUGGCACCAAGACCUUCCAUUUCCAAACUCACCCUCCAGCAGGGAUCUGACUUUGGACAACAACGCUUUAUUUGUAAAUAUGCUCUUAAUAUGCAACUUUGAGAAUAAAAUAGAAACAUCGUGUAUUUUAAAAUAUAAAAUGAAGUGUGACACACUGUAUACAAUUUAA